Messenger RNA from Thecamonas trahens ATCC 50062, 2124 nucleotides. Its product is annotated as poly synthetase 2. The coding region runs from base 1 to 2124 and encodes 707 amino acids. Lineage: Eukaryota; Apusomonadida; Apusomonadidae. The record is from RefSeq and is a predicted model, not a curated record. Gene Ontology annotation, molecular function: NAD+ poly-ADP-ribosyltransferase activity. The transcript is spliced from 2 exons.
AUGGCUUUGGCUGGCGUGACUGUGUGCGUGGCGUCGGCCAAGUACGCCGGCCUUGGUCCGCGCCAGGACGCUGCGGCAGCGGUCGAGGCUGCAGGCGGGACAGCGACCUUUGUCUGCACGGCAGACGUCGACUACGUCAUGGCUGUGCCCGACGAUGUGGCCAAGGACUCGAAGAAGAUCCGCAAGGCCACGGCGCUCUCGGUCCCGGUUGUGUCUGAGGACUGGCUUGCUGCGGCUGUUGCUGCCGGCGCGCUCGUCGACUGGUCCCCGCACUCGCUGAAGGAGACCGGCGCAACCGCCAGCGGACCUGCUGCAGCGACCCUUGCGACAGCGGGGCCAGGCCGUUUGGCGGCAGCAGCAUCGGCCACAGCGUCUACGGUGCUCGAGGACUGCUGCUUGUUCCUGCAUGCGCCGCGUGGUGAGUCGUUUGCCGACGACAAGGCAGCGCUCUCGGCGGCGGCCGAGGCGCUCGGCGCCGAGGUGGUGAAGCGGUUCUCGGCGGCGCGUGUCUCACACGUCGUCCUGCCGGACGGUGUCGAGCCGCCGCCCAAGUUCCAGUCGGUAACGUCGGCGUUUGUGGUGACCGAGGCCUGGCUGGCGGCGGCGGUGACCGGCGGAAAGCGUGCCGACGAGGCCGACUUUGAGGCAACGGGCGUGGCCGCUCAAUCACGAGGAGCACGCCAGAAGCGCAAGCGGCAGCCGUCGCCGCCGGCAGCUCCAGCCAGUGCGGCACUCCCGACUUCGAUCGCCGGCCUCUGUCUCUGCCUCACUGGUCGGUUUAGCACUGUCCGCAACAAGCUUGAGAAGCAGAUUGCGGCGACUGGGGCUUCGGUUGUCACGUCGGUCUCGUCCAGCGUUGACUACCUGGUUACUGCCAACCCCGGCUCGAAUACGGUCAAGGAACAGACGGCGCUCAGCCUUGGCGUGCCGGUUGUGCCGGCGUCAUGGCUGGAAGGCUUGCUGGCGGGCAAGCCUGUGGCGGCAGCGGCAGCGACAGCGAUGGUACCGGUGCCGCCACCGAAGCGAGCCAAGCCGCUGACGGCCGCCGCGACAGCAGGUGGAAGCGGCGAUGACGAUCAGGACGACGGGCCGUCGUGCGGCCUUCCGCUGAGUGUACAGGCAGUGGUGGAGAUGAUCUGCGACCUCAACUCGACGACGUCGCGGGUGAUGAGCAUGGAUUAUGACGCCAACAAGCUUCCGCUGGGCAAGCUCAAAAAAUCGCACGUCCGCAAGGGACGAGCCAAGCUCAAGGAGAUCGAGGACGAGCUCAACGGGCCGGGCCGGCGUCACGUGCUCACCGACCUUUCGUCCAACUUUUACACGCUCGUGCCGCACGUGUUCGGCAUGCGGCGACCGCCGGUCAUCGACUCGAUCGACAUGCUCAAAACCAAGAUCCAGCUCAUGGACGCGCUGUCGGACAUCCAGGCCACGACCAAGAGCCUCAAGUCUGUGGCGACCUCAUCGGGCCUCCAUCCGAUCACCGCGCGGUACAACAUGCUACAGACAACCAUGGCGCCGGUGGCGCCGGGCUCGGACGUCGACACCAUGAUUCGGAUGUAUGCCAAGAACACACACGCCCCGACCCACAAGCGGUACUCGCUCGAGGUGCUCGACAUCCUCGAGGUCGAGCGUGCCGGUGCAUCUGCCCGCUACGCGCCCCACGGCGCGCUUGCCAACCGCACCCUCCUCUGGCACGGGACGCGGAUGUCCAACAUGGUCGGCAUCCUCCGGCAAGCGCCUGUCACCGGCUACAUGUUUGGCAAGGGCAUCUACGGCACCGACAUGGUGUCCAAGGCUGCGCAGUACUGCUGGGCGACCAAGACCGCCGACGUAGGCCUCCUUGUCCUCGCCGAGUUUGCGCUCGGAACGAGCUACAAGGCACGCGCUGCCGAGCCACUCGACGGCCCACCACCGGGCACGCACUCGACCCACGGCGAGGGCAAGACGCGGACUAAUCCCAAGCACGUCUUUAAGAUGAGCAACGGUGUCCGAGUCCCGCUCGGCAAGCCAGUGCCGGCCAGGCUCGACACAGACUCGUCGCUCCUCUACGACGAGUUUGUUGUCUACGACGAGUCGCAAGUCAUCAUCCGCUACCUGGUCAAGGUGAGGUUCUCGUUCAAGUAA